This is a messenger RNA of Owenia fusiformis, 1955 nucleotides long. The record is from the annotation of a GenBank genome assembly. Lineage: Eukaryota; Metazoa; Annelida; Polychaeta; Sabellida; Oweniidae.
UAAUUAUUCAACAUGCAAAGCAUUAAGUGUAUAACAGUAGCAUAAGGCAGGUCGUAGGGAGAAACCGAUUUCGAGUUAAAACACACAUUUCUUAUGACAAGAAUAGAUUGAUUUGAAAUAAAAACAAAUAGAAAAUUGUAUAAAGGUCGUUUUAAUAAGUUGAAUGUUGUUUCGAAAAUGGUUUAAGUGUGCAUGUAAGAAAGUAAAAAACACUUAACGUUUGACUUUUAUAACUAUACCUUUGGAGACACACGUAUUGAAUUUCUGCAUUAACAUUUACGUUAAGUGACAACGUAAAAAGGGUGAAAUCCUAAAGAGGACAACACACACCGUAAUCCUAACAGGUACCAAAUUCAAUAAAAUGCGAAACAUGUGCAAAUGGUUCAUAGUUACCAUAUUGUUGUUUUACGUUAAUGGAUUCCUUUCCAAAGAAUGGAAUUCAGAAGAUACAGCAAACCUGGAGGAACGAAUUGCAACCGUAAUGGAGUGCAGACGUGUUCCGGGAAUGUUUCUGUCUGUGGUGAAGGAUGAUACUGUUGUUUUAAGCAAGGGCUAUGGAUACAAAGAUAUUGAGAAGAAUGAGCCAUUUACAGCUCAGACGCCAAUGUCGAUACAAAGCACGUCAAAAUUUAUGUUUACAAUCCUCACUGCCCGAAUGCUGACGAAAUAUCCACAGUAUUCAUUUGACACAACCAUCAAAGAUCUUCUGGGAGACGAAUUUGAAUUGUCCGAUAAAACUUCGGAAAAGGAGGUUACAAUCAGAGAUAUCCUAUCAAUGAGGCAUGGAAUAGGUGACGGAGAAGUAUUCUAUGAUUUAGUACAGAACUUUUUUGCCUGGACGAAAGAUGACUACAUCAGACAAAUAAAGCAUUAUCCGGUAACUGAUGAAGUUAGGCGAGCAUACCACUACUCAAGUGCUGGAUUUGCGUUUCUUGAAAAAGCGUUCGAGAUACUUGAGAAUAAAACAACCAAACAGAUUUUACAUGACGAAUUGUUUGAGCCAUUGGGUAUGGUAAAUUCAAAUACAAUAGAUGAGGCUCGAUUCGAUGACAAUUAUGCCUUAGGGUACCAACCGGGUUCAAAUGGGACACUCAUCAAAGUAACUGGAAACUUUGUAAGUCGUAGUUCUGGGAUGAUUGGCGGUUAUGGGAUGGCUAGUACUGCAGACGACCUCGCCAAGUAUCUAAGAUUCGUCCUGAGAGGUGGAGUUUUAGAGGAUGGAGAAACAGUUCACGUAAACAGAGAUCUUAUAGAAGACGCCCUAUCACCGCAGAUGUUUUACCCAAAUCCAUAUGGUGGAUACACCGUUGCCGAUGGUUACUCUAUGAGACCAGCUGCCCCAUUUACAAGCCAUACGUAUGCCUACGGGUUGGCAUCAUGGCAUCGUUAUUACAGAGGAUUUCAGUUGGUGCAGCAUACCGGAAGUCACUUCUCAGACACAUUGAUGACUUACCACCCAGAUUUAAAGAUUGGUAUCUACGCUGGUUUAAAUGGCCCAUAUGAGCGAGUAUCAUGGACCGUUGAAACCAUCGUUCAUGAAUACAUUCUCGAUAUACUUCUUGAUUUGCCGAAUUACUUGAACCAAACAACGGUGUGUGCCUUUCCUGCCCCCUGGGGAGAGCCAGUGGAUAUUCCAACGUUUACUGCUAUCCCAGAGGACGUAGCUUCAACGCUUCCGCUGGAAAAAUAUACUGGUGUAUUUGGCCGUGCUGCAUACGGAUGCAUGAAUAUGACUUUGAAUCGAACCGAUGAUGAUACCGAAGUUCUACAGUUUUCUAUGAGUGAGGCCAGAAUGUUCGCAUAUCCGAAAGAAGGACAGGCUCACGAGUUUUGGUUGAAAGGAGUAGAUGAUAUGUACCACUUGUGGUAUACUGGACCUUAUUCAAUUAAAUUUACUGAAUCCAAUGGUCUUAUAAACGAACUCAUAUAUCAAGGAUUAGAGUUUGAGCGAAUGC